GGCAGGGGCGGGAUCAUGAGCGCGGCAGCGGCGGCCGGGGCCGGGGCCGGGAAGGCGGCGAAGCCGGCGGGGGCGGCGGAGCCCGGGAAGGCGGCCGGGGCCGGGGCCGGGGCCGGGGCGGCGGCCGCCAAGGAGAUCCCCAAGGUGCUGGUGGACCCGCGCACCCGCCGCAGCUACAUGCGCGGGCGCUUCCUGGGCAAGGGCGGCUUCGCCAAGUGCUACGAGAUCACGGAGCUGGAGGCGCAGGAGGUGUUCGCGGGCAAGAUCGUGCCCAAGUCGCUGCUGGUGAAGCCGCACCAGAAGGAGAAGAUGUCCAUGGAGAUCUCCAUCCACCGCAGCCUGGCGCACCGCCACGUGGUCGGCUUCCAGGGCUUCUUCGAGGACAGCGACUUCGUCUUCGUGGUGCUGGAGCUCUGCCGCCGCAGGUCCCUGUUGGAGCUGCAUAAGCGGAGGAAAGCGUUGACGGAGCCCGAAGCGCGGUACUACCUGCGGCAAACAAUCCUGGGCUGCCAGUAUCUGCACGGCAACCGGGUCAUUCACAGGGACCUCAAGCUGGGCAACCUCUUCCUCAACGAUGACAUGGAGGUGAAAAUAGGUGACUUUGGCUUGGCAACCAAAGUAGAAUAUGAUGGUGAGCGUAAGAAGACCCUGUGUGGGACACCAAACUAUAUCGCUCCUGAAGUGCUGGGCAAGAAGGGACACAGCUUUGAAGUGGACAUUUGGUCCAUCGGCUGCAUUAUGUACACUCUCCUGGUAGGGAAGCCACCUUUUGAAACCUCUUGUCUAAAAGAAACAUACAUCCGAAUUAAGAAGAACGAGUAUAACAUCCCCAAGCACAUCAACCCCGUAGCUGCUAAUCUCAUCCAGAAGAUGCUGAGAUCUGACCCUGCCACCCGCCCUACUAUUGACGAACUGUUGAAUGAUGAGUUCUUCACAUCAGGUUACAUCCCCAGCCGGUUGCCCACCACCUGUCUAACCAUCCCGCCUAGGUUUUCAAUUGCCCCCAGUGGAUUUGACCCAAGUGGACGGAAACCUCUUACCGCUCUCAACAAAGGCCUGGACAGCCCUGCCUUAGAUAAAGCCCAUGAAAAGGAAGACGAAGCAGCACUGCAGGAGCUGGGAGAGCCUGUCGACUGCCACCUAGCUGACAUGUUACAGCAGCUGAGCGUGGCCAAUGCAGCGAAACCCUCGGAGAGGGCAGUAGUGAGACAAGAGGAGGCUGAGGAUCCUGCUUGCAUACCCAUCUUCUGGGUUAGUAAAUGGGUGGACUACUCGGACAAGUACGGAUUAGGCUACCAACUGUGUGAUAACAGCGUUGGGGUUCUCUUCAAUGACUCCACCCGUCUCAUUAUGUACAACGAUGGGGACAGCCUACAGUACAUUGAGCAAAACAACACCGAGUCCUACUUCACUGUGAGAUCCUACCCCUCGACGUUGACUAAGAAGAUAACACUAUUGAAAUACUUCCGGAACUACAUGAGUGAGCACCUGCUAAAGGCUGGAGCCAACAUCACGCCCCGGGAGGGGGAUGAGCUGGCACGCCUCCCCUACCUCCGCACCUGGUUCCGGACUCGCAGUGCCAUCAUCCUGCACCUGAGCAACGGCACCGUGCAGAUCAACUUCUUCCAGGACCACACUAAAAUCAUCCUGUGCCCCUUGAUGGCGGCGGUCACCUACAUCGAUGAGAAACGGGACUUCCGCACGUACAAGCUGAGCCUGAUCGAGGAGCAUGGCUGUUGCAAGGAGCUGGCCAGCCGGCUACGCUACGCCCGCACCAUGGUGGAGAAGCUGCUCAGCUCCAAGUCUGGCUCGGCCCGUAUGAAACCCUCUGCUUAGAACCCAGCUGUAAUGGACUCAGUGUCUGUGCCAAACUGUUACGUCCUCGGACGGAGCGGCCUCUGCAAUGCUCUCCAGUCAAACUGUGACCUCCCAGCAGCUGGGCCACCUCUCUGCUGCCAGCUGCAUUAGAGCCACAGGAGGGGCUGCUGCUGAGGAAACGUGUCUUUAUGCCAUGGCCAGACUGGCCCCUCAGCACCCAUUAGAAAGUUGAUUUUAGAAAAACUAGAUGUUCAAUAACUGUCAAAUCCCCCCAGCCCUUGUUCCACGGCCUUGACACAGCCUCCUCUGGAGAACAGAGCAUGGGUGGGGCAGAGUUCUGUAAGUUAUUUGUGUUUGUGAUGCUCUGGGGCUCCCUCCCCCCCCCCCCCCCCCCGUAAUGACUAAGAUAUUUAAUGUGCUCACAUGCUGACUCUGAGCAAUCAGCCUUUUUAAUAUUGAAACUAAUCUGCACCAAAUUAAACUCUUGUAUAUUAUGUAACUUGAUUAAAGCUUGGUCUCUGCAGCCCCCUCCCUCCCACAUCACAUGCAAUGCCCCCUCUGGAUGAAGGGCUUUGCCUGGCCCAGGGGCGACCCUAUGAAGUAGGGAGUAGAAGGAAGUCUUCCCACUCUGCUGUUCCAUCUCUAACCUGGGAGGUACGGUGGACUCACCUCCACAUGGUCUGUUAAUGCAGCCUGUAAAGAAUCCUGUUUUUCCAGGCAGCUGCUGUGUAAUUCUGUGAUGUGCUCUCCCCACAGCGGUGGGAGCUUUCUAGCCUGCAGUGCCCAUCCAGUCUGCGCACACACCUGCCUGCUCCGAUCAAAGCUAGUGAAGGGCCAUCUGCCUUCCUUCCCCCUGUGGGGGCUCCCCCUGCCUGCUGCAGCAGUCCUGGGGGGUCAAGACAAGCACCCUGCAGCAUAUGAAAGAAAGGCCAGGACUGCAGUUAGUUCUCAGGCAGGCAUGUAAGUGAGGUAGAUCUCGCCCUCGAGCUAGGCAGUGUGGUGGCCGUUGUAUUGCUGGUGUCUGUCCCCAUAAGAACAGGAAGAGGCCCUGCCUCACCGCUUGUGGCUGUGUUGCAGGAGUAACAAAUGAUCUGUCCCCUCCUCCCACAGUGGGUUUUAGAAGGGACAAGGGCCCUCCUAGUCUUGGCUUUGGCUCUUGCUGUGCCUGUAGCCUAAAGCAUGGCUUCCGGGAGCUCCCCUGUUCAGCUGUAGGACAAGGCCCUG
Molecule: messenger RNA, 3042 nt
Organism: Mauremys mutica (yellowpond turtle)
Lineage: Eukaryota; Metazoa; Chordata; Testudines; Geoemydidae
Gene: PLK1
Product: polo like kinase 1
Exons: 10
Coding region: 16-1836 (606 amino acids)
Biological process (GO): mitotic cell cycle; protein phosphorylation; regulation of cytokinesis
Cellular component (GO): centrosome; nucleus; spindle pole
Molecular function (GO): protein binding; ATP binding; protein serine/threonine kinase activity
Source: RefSeq, a predicted model, not a curated record